Messenger RNA from Sodiomyces alkalinus F11, 1431 nucleotides. RefSeq names its product NAP1-binding protein. The transcript has a single exon. Gene Ontology annotation, molecular function: protein binding. The record is from RefSeq and is a predicted model, not a curated record. Lineage: Eukaryota; Fungi; Ascomycota; Sordariomycetes; Glomerellales; Plectosphaerellaceae. The coding region runs from base 1 to 1431 and encodes 476 amino acids.
AUGCCCUCGCGCUCCAGACCACCGUCCCACGUUUUCCCCGUGUUUCCCUCCAGCCUCCCGUAUACUCUAGUGCGCGAUUUUGCCUACCCGGUUGUCCACCCCAUGCACUAUGGGCCGCCAGCGGAACCGUCACAUCCUCCAUCGGAACUUGGCACGCCAGCAAGCGAGUCGCGCAGGCUAUCCGAUCCGCCUGCCGCUUGGGAAAGCAGGAAGAGCUGGGAACAGAACUCCUGGGAGACCGAUGGCUUCGGUCGGGGGGUAAACCUCCCUCCCAUGCAAUUUGGGGAUGGUCCGCCGUGGAGUGAGGACGAGGAUCUGCAGAGCCCAGUGGUCAGCUCGCGGCAUCGCAAGCACAAGUCGACUUCGGCUGCUGUCGCCCACGGACGAGGGCGGAGUUCUCGCGAUGGGCAUGGUGGUUCCGCACUCAUGGAUCCCUCGAAUUACGACCGGGAACGAGGAUACUAUGCUGGAACGAGCGGCGAUGGCAGUGAGCGCUAUUAUGUAAAUCAAGGGGGCGAGGCCAACGGCCCUGGAGGAGAAUUCGUGACCUAUCCACCCGAUCAGGCACGGCACUCGUACCAACUGGGCGAUAUGCGCCCGAGACAAUAUGCCGAACAUGACGGAUAUCGGUCCGAGUCGGAAGCUUCCAGCGCCAUGUCGUCGCCGGGCUAUUUUGAGACGGACCAGUCUCGGUACUCGAGGGAUUACCAAUUCACCAUCACCUCACCCGAUGAGGAGAUGCACGGGAAGGCUGUUGCAUUAUUCGACUUUGAAAGGGAGAACGAAAACGAGCUGCCGUUGGUCGAAGGCCAGAUUAUCUGGGUUUCAUAUCGACAUGGACAAGGAUGGCUGGUAGCGGAGGAUCCAAAGACACGGGAAAGCGGCCUGGUUCCCGAGGAAUAUGUCCGGCUUCUCCGUGACAUCGAGGGCGGCAUGAACAGUCUAGCCGGGCAUAUCGUGGAGGGAACGACGUCGCCCAACGAAGUCGGCACUCCGACCCAAGCUGACCAUGCCACAUCGUUCGAACAGGCCGCGGCUGCGACAAACACCAAUGGGUACCACCAGCCCGUUGUGUCGACUUUUUCAACGUCGAGCAAAGAUCUCGACCCUUAUCCGACGCAGCAAUUGGGCAUCCAAGCCGGGCAACCACCACCUCAGGUCAUACACUACCAUGGGCAACGAGGUGGAAGCCAAGCGAAUACACCGACACUCUCCUCGCAUCAGGAUGCCGGGCCCCUACGCCGCUCAAGCCAAGAUCGUCAGUCCAAGGACUCGGGAACCCAUGUAGUUAACCCUGACGCCGAGGCGGCGGAAGCCAAGCACGUGGACCGGUCGAGCACACCUAAGGCGACGGCGACAGCGACAAAAGCCACUACAGCACACAAUGAUAAUGACGGUACGGCAGAGGCGGCAGAAGACAUGGCCCGGUGA